Penicillium psychrosexuale is the source of this 2340-nucleotide messenger RNA. Its product is annotated as COPI-interacting protein CEX1. The transcript has 9 exons. Gene Ontology annotation, biological process: tRNA export from nucleus; protein phosphorylation. Gene Ontology annotation, cellular component: cytoplasm. NCBI's taxonomy places the organism in Eukaryota, Fungi, Ascomycota, Eurotiomycetes, Eurotiales, Aspergillaceae. The record is from RefSeq and is a predicted model, not a curated record. The coding region runs from base 1 to 2340 and encodes 779 amino acids. Gene Ontology annotation, molecular function: ATP binding; protein kinase activity.
AUGGAUUUCCUGAAGUCAGCUAUCGGAUCUGCCAUCGCGAAGGGCGGAGGACUCCCAUUCUCCCUCGGUGACAGAGUUGACAUCGGUGAUUCGGUCUGGGCACUGCACAACGGUACGAAACGGGAUGACGGUUCUGCGUGCAGUGUCUUCGCAUUUGAUGUCAAUGCGAAUAAGUCGCGCCUCCCUCUUGCGAAAAAUGCAGUGCGCAAGUCUAGAACCUUGCGGCAUCCUGGUGUUAUCAAGGUUUUGGAUACGAUUGAGACGGAGCACAAUCUUUAUAUUGUCACGGAACGAGUCGUGCCACUCAGCUGGCCGGUGAAGCGGAGGAGCUUGAGUGAGGAGACGGCUAAGUGGGGGUUGUAUACUGUCGCGUCUACUCUCAAAUUCAUCAACGAGGAUGCUUCCUCAGUUCACGGCGCCGUGCGCGCAUCCUCGGUGUUCAUAAGCGAGAGCGGCGAAUGGAGGCUAGGAGGUUUUGAAAUCCUGAGCUCUAUGAAGGAGGACGAUGCGAUUAUAUAUACGUACGGAAGUAGUGUACCCGAUGCCGGUCGAUACACGCCACCGGAAGUUGUCAAAACAGGCUGGGAUACUAUCAAGCGCAACCCUUUGACAGCAGUUGAUGCCUACGGGUUAGGCAUCUUGAUCUUCGAGGUUUUCAAUGGGGGUUUCUCAGGCAGCGACCAAGCUGGCAAGACGACGAACAUUCCCCCCAGCAUGCAGCAAAGCUAUAAACGUCUUUGCACCGCCAACCCGAAACUACGACUAAGCCCGGGGCACUUCGUGGACCAGGGAAUGAAGCAAGGUGGAUUCUUCCAGACACCACUCAUUCGAAUGACUGAAGAUAUCGACAGCUUGGGGCUCAAAAGUGACGCCGAACGUGAAGAAUUUAUUAAUGAGCUUGAUAAUCUUUCUGGGGACGACUUCCCUGAAGAAUUCUUCAAGAUGAAGGUGCUCCCAGAGCUACUGAAGUCCGUCGAGUUUGGGGGUGGUGGGCCUAAAGUUCUUGUGGCUACCAUGAAGAUUGGAGCAAAGCUGUCGGCAGAGGAAUUCAACGCCAAGUUGACUCCUGUUAUUGUCCGCUUAUUUGGCAAUCCCGAUCGAGCAUUGCGCGUCUGCCUCUUGGAUAUCCUGCCAUCAAUGAUCGAUAACCUUCCCCAGAGGGUUGUCAACGAUAAGAUCUUCCCUCAAAUGACUUCUGGUUUCACCGAUGUUGCUCCGGUGGUUCGAGAACAGACAGUGAAGGCUGUUCUGACUAUCAUCAACAAACUCAAUGAUAGGAUUGUCAAUGGUGAACUCUUGAAGUUCCUCGCCCGCACUGCUAAUGAUGAGCAACCUGGCAUCCGUACAAACACUACAAUCUGUCUUGGCCGGAUUGCUAAGAAUCUAAGCCAAGGCACUCGCUCUAAGGUGCUGAUUGCAGCAUUCACGAGAGCCAUCAGAGACCCCUUUGUCCAUGCUCGAAAUGCAGGACUUUUGGCUCUGUCCGCGACUAUUGAUGUAUUUAGCGAGGAAGAUUGUGCUGUUAGGAUCCUACCUGCCAUUUGCCCUGGGCUUUUAGACAAGGAAAAAUUGAUUCGCGACCAAGCAAACAAGACGUUUGAUUUGUAUGUCCAGCGGACACGGAAAUAUGCCAGCACGAUGCCAGACACCGUGAUCCCCCCCGCCGCACCUGCAGAAGUCAAACCCGAUGCGCGUGUUGGCACACCCAAUGAUAACUCCUGGGCCGGCUGGGCUAUUUCCUCAUUCACAAACAAAAUCGCAGCUGCUCACGGCGAGAUUGAACCCACCGCCAGCGCUAGCAAGCCUGUUGAUUCCGAUACUGCUCGCUCGGCGUCGGUUCCUCGUCCUGCUCAACAAUCACCCUCACCCUCAACCCCACUCGAACCACGAAAACAAGCACUCCGUCCCACAGCUCAGUCCAUGAACCGGUCAAUGUCAGAUCGCCCAGCCCCGGUAGUCCACGACGAGCCCGAAGAAGAAGGCGAUGAUGUCUUCAAUGCUUGGGGUGCUAUGGACGACGACGAAAAAGACGACGAUCCAUUCACUGCCGCUGUAGCUUCUCCCAAACCCAGUUCUCCCGUCCCGUCAUCGACAAAAGCCCCAGCGGUGCCCUACGAUGAUGGCGGCGAACCCGAUUUUGCCGGCUGGCUGGCUGCGAAGUCACAAACCAAAGCCAAAAAUCCUUUGCCAAAGGGCCUAGCCAAGGCCGCUUCUACCAAUACCGUUACCACACGGUCGACGAUAAGCAACGCCAAGUCUCGGAAUGUGGUUUCACAUAAGAAGAUUGAUACUAAACCCAAAGAUGAGGAGACCGAUGAUUGGGGAGAUGCAUGGGAGUAA